Molecule: messenger RNA, 1276 nt
Organism: Jatropha curcas
Lineage: Eukaryota; Viridiplantae; Streptophyta; Magnoliopsida; Malpighiales; Euphorbiaceae
Product: NADH--cytochrome b5 reductase 1
Biological process (GO): electron transport chain
Molecular function (GO): cytochrome-b5 reductase activity, acting on NAD(P)H
Source: RefSeq, a predicted model, not a curated record
CGUAUGAACAGUGCUAGUGUCAUAGAGUGGAAUUGAAUCCGCCAAAAGGUCAAAGGCGUGUACAUACAAAGGCAUAGAAAAAGAGAAGGGAAAGACUGGUACCGAAACGUUUCUAUCUCUGUGUUGCAGAAAUGGAGAGUUUACAUUCUCACAAGGCGGAGAUGAUAAGCAUCGCCGUCGCACUAUUUGCCAUUGGCGCCGGCACCGCCUAUUAUCUCUAUAUCACCUCCAAGAAACCCAAAGGUUGCUUGGACCCUCAAAACUUCAAGGAAUUCAAACUUGUUAAGCGCACCCAACUCAGCCACAAUGUUGCUAAGUUUAAAUUUGCUCUUCCCACACCAACUUCAGUUUUGGGACUACCAAUUGGACAACAUAUGAGCUGCAGAGGAAAAGACAGUCUUGGUGAAGAAGUUGCCAAGCCGUAUACCCCCACAACUUUGGAUUCUGAUCUUGGAUACUUCGAACUAGUUAUAAAGAUGUAUCCACAAGGAAGGAUGUCCCACCACUUCAGGGAGAUGCGAGAAGGUGAUUACUUGGCCGUGAAGGGACCUAAGGGGCGUUUCAAGUAUCAACCCAACCAAGUUAGAGUUUUUGGGAUGCUUGCUGGAGGUACUGGGAUAACUCCAAUGUUCCAAGUUACUAGGGCUAUCCUAGAAAAUCCCAAUGACAAGACAAACAUACAUCUUAUUUAUGCCAAUGUCACAUACGAAGACAUUCUUUUGAAGGAAGAGCUGGAUAACCUUGCUAAUAAUUUUCCUAACCGCUUCAGUGUCUAUUAUGUUCUGAAUCAGCCUCCUGAAGGAUGGGAUGGUGGCAUAGGAUUUGUAUCCAAAGAAAUGAUUGAAAAGCACUGCCCUGCACCUGCACCAGAUGUUCAGAUAUUAAGGUGUGGGCCUCCACCAAUGAACAAAGCCAUGGCUGCUCACCUAGAAGCUCUUGGGUACACUUCCCAAAUGCAGUUCCAGUUUUAGGUCUGUUAUUUUCUCUAUCCAGAGUACAAAACAAAUUGGCGAUCGUGAUGUAGGUUGAAGAGUUUUUCAUAGUUUUCAUCUUAAGAUAGAGAAUUUUAGCUUGAUAUUGCUCUUCUACUUCCAAUAACAAAUGGAAGAGGCAUUUGGUUUUACCACAGUUUGUGGUUGAGAACAUGGAUAAAUAUACUACUAUUGAAACUGCAGAUGAUAAUACACUCUCUUCUCUUUUCCACUGUUCUACUUUCUAUGUAAAAUGUUAAAGAUAGAUAUAAAUCAAGAUUUUUUGCCAAAACGUUGAAGCUAAA